This is a messenger RNA of Hemicordylus capensis (graceful crag lizard), 2389 nucleotides long. RefSeq lists its product as uncharacterized. The transcript is spliced from 2 exons. Bases 99 to 734 code for a protein of 211 amino acids. The record is from RefSeq and is a predicted model, not a curated record. Lineage: Eukaryota; Metazoa; Chordata; Lepidosauria; Squamata; Cordylidae.
GGAAGCAGCUGAGAGCUGUUCACGAAUCAGGCAAGGCCAAGCUUUGAAAAGCAACACCAGUUGCUUUUGUGGAGGGGCCUGUCUGUUCAGAGGUGAAAAUGAAGAGAGGACACAACACCGCUGCUUCUCCUCUGGCCACAGAGAGGGCCCCUGCGGUGCCUUGUCAGCCUGUUUCUUUCUCCCAUUUUAAUGGCUAUCAAUCUUACAAUUGGAGAUUAGAAGGACAUACUAGCGUUCUUUCCCAGAACAGGUAUAAAAGCAAGCAACCUGGAUGGCUAGGCAUUUGCAAGAACCGAAACCUGCCUUUCCUGAAGCUUCCUGCUGGACCAGUUCAUCUGAGAGGUGGCAGACGGUGGGACAACCCCUCUUCCAACGUAAGGGCAAGCAGCCGCUUGAAGGGAAAAUAUAGCUAUUUUCACUUUACCAGCCCCGUCCGGCUCACUGUGAAGCCCUCUUUGCGCAACAGCAGGUGUGAUCUACAGCGUGUCCGGCUGGCCGCCCUCAAGCCCUUUGACCCUGCAAUGCAGGACUUACGGGUCAGUGGAAUGACCUAUAGACCACUGCCAAGAACAGAUCCAUCUUUGCCCCAGAUGAGAAGACCAAAGUUGGAAAUCCACGUUUAUAUUCCCAACGGGAAAGAGAGUAUAGCUGCCGAAUCAUCGGAUGAAGGGUUUCUGGAAGAGAUGGACAACCGGUUCAGCACACUCCGAUUGAAGGAGGACUCCAACCUCUGAAUCCAUAGCUACCAGGGACGGGAGGGCUAGGGUGAGGUGAGAAGAGGAACCCGCCGCAAUGUCUCUCUUUAGGAAUCUUGAUCAUGUUUAGCAACUAAGGCGGGUGUGUGUGAGUGAGCGAGAGGGGAAUGUCACUGUCAGAUUGGUCAGUUAUGGAAGAAUUGCCCGUCCUCAACUCAACACAGCAUCCUUCCAGUGCCGGCUGCUGCUGUCCAUCUUAUGUUUCUUUUUAGAUUGUGAGCACUUUUGGGACAAAGCAAGUUUGUUUGUUGAGUAUUCUGUGUGAACUGCUUGAGCACUUAGUUGAAAAGAAGUGUAUAAAUAUAUUUUUUAGUAAUAAUAGUAGUUCGAUUUCCCCUUAAUCCACCAUCCGUCUUCCCCUGUUCUUGCUCUGUAAGCACUUUCCUUAUGGUAGGUAAUGCGCUCCAGACAAAAGCCAAUGUUCAGUUCAUCCCAUAUUACAUUUAUUUAUUAUUUCUGUUCUGUGUCAUUGACCGUAAUAAAGAUUCAUUCAUUCAUAUUUAUUUAUUACAUGUUUAUACCACCCCCAUCUAAAGUCUCUGGAUGGUGCACAGCAAGUAAAAAAACCAAACACCAUUUAAAACAAACUGUUUGAAACAAUAUAAAAACAAAAUAUAAAACAGCUCAGAGCCAUUUUAAACCAAUUAAAAAUACUUAAGAACAAUUUAAAAAACCUUGGAAGGCCAGGCCAAACUAGUAAGUUCUUAGGGCUCUCUUAAAACCCAACAAUGAUCCCAGAGACUAUGGAUAUCUGCUGGGAGUGCAUUCUGUAGGCCAGGAUCAUCUUAGGCAGAGAAGGUUCCGAGUCGCCACCAGUCAUACCGGUGGUAACUGGAGAUGGACCUCUCCAGAUGACCUCAAUGUGUGAUGGGGAUCAUACAGAAGAAGGCACUUGCUAUUUUUCUAUCCCACCUUUUAAUAAAAAAAAUUAAUUUUAAUUUUUUUAAAAAAUUAAAUUCUAAAUUUUAAUUUUUAAAAUUAAAAUUUUAAUUUUAAUAAAAGGUGGGAUAGAAAUCCCCCGCACUGUACCUCUAGUGACUGUUGCUGGGGUCUAUCUAUCUGAAGUUUCUUUUUAGAUUGUGAGCCCUUUGGGGACAGGGAUCCAUCUUACUUAUUUAUUAUUUCUCUGUGUAAACCACCCUGAGCCAUUUUUGGAAGGGCGGUAUAGAAAUUGAAUGAAUGAAUGAAUGACAACAAUAAUAAUGAUAAAAACAUUCAAAGUAGCAAGUGCUGUCCUAGAAGACAGGUUCCCAACCUGUGGCAGCCAGUGCAACAAGAGGCGCCUUAAAAGCUCCUUACUGGCCGUACCGCUGGCACCUGCAAGCCGUGAGGAACUGCGGUGUGCCACCAGCAUCACGAGUGGUGGCUGUCCAGCCUAUUGGCAAUCACUUGGUCUCUUCGCAACCAUGGUGGCCAUUUGCGUGGUCUGCAGUACCCAUGCUGGGUGGGACCACUAGUCCCUUUGGCUGUUGCUGACCAUGCAAAUGGUCACCACCACCCCACACACAGGGGUCAGGUGAGUACAGUCGGUGGGGCAGACACUGUUCCCCACGGCUUGCAGAUGACAGCAGUAUAGAUGGUAAGGAGUUUUAAAGGUACCUCUCCCCCUGCCCCACCCUCACUGGCAGCCAUAG